GCAGCCGCAGCAGCCAGCCGCCGGACAGCAAAGCCGGAAGCCUCGCGUCCUCCCGUCGCCCUCCCUUUCCGGCUCACUUCUGCGUACCCCGCCCGGGCCGCCAGGCCGGAAGCGCCGUGCUCUCAUCCCAUCCCGUCUUUCGUGUGGGUUGAAAAUCGGCGCUGCGAAGAUGCCGGCUUACCACUCUUCCCUCAUGGACCCCGACACAAAACUUAUUGGAAACAUGGCACUGUUGCCUAUCAGAAGUCAGUUCAAAGGACCUGCCCCCAGAGAGACAAAAGAUACAGAUAUUGUGGAUGAAGCCAUCUAUUACUUCAAGGCCAAUGUCUUCUUCAAAAACUAUGAAAUUAAGAAUGAAGCUGAUAGAACCUUGAUAUAUGUAACUCUCUACAUUUCUGAGUGUCUAAAGAAACUCCAGAAGUGCAGUUCCAAAAGCCAAGGUGAGAAAGAAAUGUAUACACUGGGAAUCACUAAUUUUCCCAUUCCUGGAGAGCCUGGUUUUCCACUUAAUGCAAUUUAUGCCAAACCUGCCAACAAACAGGAAGAUGAAGUGAUGAGGGCCUAUUUACAGCAGCUAAGGCAAGAGACUGGACUGAGACUGUGUGAGAAGGUUUUUGACCCUCAGAAUGAUAAGCCCAGCAAGUGGUGGACUUGCUUUGUGAAGAGACAGUUCAUGAACAAGAGUCUUUCAGGACCUGGACAGUAAGAGCAUCCUGGGCAGACACUGUCUUCGCAGCCAUGAGCAGCAUUUCACAGCAAGAUGUACACAGUUCUUUGCCUUUAUUUCACAAAUUUUUAAGAAAAGAGAGCAUGUCUUUACUUGAAAAAGCUCUUUAUCAAGAAUUUGGGUGGGUGGGAGAGAGAAGAAGGGUUGUCAAGGGGUGAUUUGAAAUUUCCUGCAGUUUUAAGCUGGUGUUUAAUAAGUAAGAAUAAAGAAAUUUCUACAUUCCAGCUCAGAAAAAGUUUAUUGCUUCUUUGACAGUAACUUAAGUUUUUUUGAGGUAAUAUUCACCCUUUUAAAGUGUACAUUUCAGUGAUUUUUUUAGUGUAUACACAGUUUUCCAACCAUCACUGAUUGUGGAACAUUUUCACCGUCCCAAAAGAUGUGCCUCUCUUUAGCAGUCACUCCCUAUUCUUUUCCAGGUCCCUCUUCCUCUUUUCCCUAGUCCCUGGUAACCACUGAUGGACUUCCUGUCUCUCUGGAUUUGCCUAUUAUGGAUAUUUCACAUAAAUGAGAUCAUGCAACAUGUGGCCUUUUACAUCUGGUUUCUUUGACUUUGUAUAAUAUUUUCAAGGUUCAUCAUGUUACAACAUGUAUCAGUACUUCAUUCCUUCUGUCUGCAAAUUGUGGUAAAAAAUAUAUAUAACAUUUGCCAUUUUAGCCAUUUUUGAAUGUUCACUUCACUGGUGUAAUUACAUUCACAAUGUUGUGCAGCCGUCACCAUUCUGUAUUUCUAAAAUUUCUUGCCCCAAAUAGAAACACUAACCAUUAAACCUGUUAACUAACUGCCAACUCCUGGUAAUCUCUCACCUACUUGCAGUCUCCGAAUUUGCUUAUUCCCAGCACCUCAUAUAAAUGGAAUCAUACAAUG
Manis pentadactyla (Chinese pangolin) is the source of this 1592-nucleotide messenger RNA. It is a transcript of the gene ARPC3, whose product is annotated as actin related protein 2/3 complex subunit 3. Gene Ontology annotation, cellular component: Arp2/3 protein complex; cytoskeleton. Gene Ontology annotation, biological process: regulation of actin filament polymerization; Arp2/3 complex-mediated actin nucleation. The transcript is spliced from 7 exons. The record is from RefSeq and is a predicted model, not a curated record. Gene Ontology annotation, molecular function: actin filament binding. NCBI's taxonomy places the organism in Eukaryota, Metazoa, Chordata, Mammalia, Pholidota, Manidae. Bases 170 to 706 code for a protein of 178 amino acids.